AUGGAGGCCACAGAAACAGAGCCCACAAAUCCAGAAACUGUUUCGGAUGAGUCAAACCCCGUUGCCGAGGAGAACAGCAUAGAUGCGAGUAAAGAUGAAAACUCCGAAGGGGCUCCAGCCGAACAGGCGUCUUCCGCGUCCGCUAAUAACGAUGGUAAUAACGAAAGCGCCGGUGGCUCCGCGGAUAACGUGGAGAUCGCAGAGGGAGAGCAAUUAGGAGAGUUGCUGUCGAGUGCAGCUGAGACAGGGGACCCAGUCGAUUCUGUGCCAGUAGAAGGAAGUACUGACGACGCUACGGCGCCAGGUGAAGAAGUUGCAGGGGUAGAAACGGAAGAAACAACAGGAAUCGACACAGAAGUUGAACUUAACGAGGGCACGACAGAGCUGCAGGAGGCUCCAACCAGCGAGACAUUUGAAGGCGGGGAGGUACAGGAACUUGUACCAGCAGUGCCGGGGUCAGGGGAGCAGAGCCCCAGACUGACCGAAGAGCAAAAAGAGGCGGAGGAAGGGCUAUCAGUAGAGAGUCCAGAAGGGGAGAGCAGUCUGGGAGAUGAAGAGGAAGAGGCUGAAGAGCAAGACCUGACCCUUGAUUACGAGAAGUAUAAAGCGGAGUUUCAGGAGCUGCAGAGCGAGAGGGACCGGCUGAUCCUGUUCAACAGCCAGCUGCAGAUGAAGCUGGUGGAGUACUUCCGCAAGAAGACCGGGGAGGACGCACGUCCUGAGAAAGACCUGCUGGUGUCGGACCAGGAGCAGCGCUACCUCAAGUACAUGGCCAACAUGGAGGACAUGAGGAGGGAGCACGCGCGGAAAGCGGAGGUCCAGCAGGCGCAGAUCGAGGAGCUGCGCUACCAGAUGCAGGAGAAGCUGGACCAGGUGGACAGCGAGUGGACGGCCUUCAUGGGCCUGAAGAGGGACGUGCUGGUGAAGGCUCUCAGCCAGCGGCGGGGGAAGAUGGCCGCGGUGAUGGAGGUGGACCAGCUCCAGGCCAGCGAGCAGCGCAAGCAGAACGAGCUGGUCCAGGUGCGGCUGGAGAACAUCAAGCUCCGGAACAAGACGCGGAGGCUGGAGGCGCUGCUGACGGCCAGCGAGGAGCUGGCCGGCGGGCUGCACCCCAUCGACUUCGAGCAGCUGAAGAUCGAGAAUCAGACCUACGAGGAGAAGAUCGAGGAGCGCAACGAGGACCUGCUCAAGCUUCGCCGCAAGGUGGGCCAGAGCGUGCAGGUGCUGACGCACAUCACCGAGAAGCUCCAGCUGCUGCAGGAGGAGAACCAGGCCCGCAGGGACCAGCUGGCCGAGGUGGACGCGGUGGUGGCCAGCCGACGGGACGCCCUGAACAAGACCAAACAGGCGCGGGACGGGCUGCGCGCCGAAAACCUGCAGCUCCGCCAGCGGUGCGGGCUGCUGGGGAACGAGACUCUGCUGAGGGACUUCGAGGACAAGGUGGGCGCCUCGGAGUCUCUGGAGCAGAGGCUGGAGAUGCUGAAAUCCCGGCACGCCGAGCUGACGCUCAAGUGCUCCAGCAUCAAGAAGAGGCUGGAUGAAAGCAAGCAAACGUCAGCAGGCCUGAGCGUACACACGCCCACACUGUAAUGCUGGGAAGUGUAGAUACGUAAACCAAAAGGCUACAAAAA
Molecule: messenger RNA, 1631 nt
Organism: Megalops cyprinoides (Indo-Pacific tarpon)
Lineage: Eukaryota; Metazoa; Chordata; Actinopteri; Elopiformes; Megalopidae
Gene: cfap184
Product: coiled-coil domain containing 96
Exons: 1
Coding region: 1-1590 (529 amino acids)
Biological process (GO): cilium assembly
Cellular component (GO): axoneme; ciliary basal body
Source: RefSeq, a predicted model, not a curated record